Messenger RNA from Oikopleura dioica, 2829 nucleotides. NCBI's taxonomy places the organism in Eukaryota, Metazoa, Chordata, Appendicularia, Copelata, Oikopleuridae. The record is from the annotation of a GenBank genome assembly.
AUGGCGAGAAAACGACAGAGAAAUUCGCGAUCGAGCUCUACAAAAAAACCGAAAUUGGAAGCAGAGGUCACCGUGAUUCUCAGCAGCGAGGAUGAGCAAAACCGUGUUCCUGUUGAUGAAGAGUGCAUGAUCGUCGGCGAUGACAUUCCAGACGAGUGCAUGAUCAUCGAAGACAAAUGCAUCCCUCCAGAUCCUGAAAUCCAAGACGCAUUGAAAUUUCACCAGGACAAGAAGGAGAAACGCACGCCGAAAAAUGAGCAAAAACAGGCUCCGAAAAAAGAGAAAAAACGAACUCCCAAAGUCAAAAAGGAGCAAAAACGAGUAGAUAGCGAUUCCGAUUCAGACAGCGACUGGGAUCCAGAAAAACCCUCGACAAGCAAGCCAUGCCAACCAAAUCAGACGAGAUUAAAAUCGAGGCGUUCUUCUUCUGCUGCAACGAUGAAGAAGGUCAAUGCCAUUUUUGAUGAUUCCAGCGAUGAAGAUGAGGAACCACCAAUUCCUAAAGCUGCAAAGCCUGCAUCGAUCAAGCCAGUGAAAAAUCGUGUACCGAUUGAGUCUUCUGACGAUUGUUCUGACAUCGAAAACUUGACACUGAAUGAGAACGACAAAGUUUCUCCAUCAGAGCCUGCAAAAAUCCCAGAAACACCAGUGAGAAAGCCUGAAUCACCGAAUCUGCCUGAAACAGAAACAUUCCCCGAAACAACGCUGGAAGCAAACAGCGAUUCCGAUGCAGAUGAUAUCAAGCCAGAGGCUGCAAAAAGGCUCGACACUCCGCGUCCUGAAAUUGAAACGGAACCAAGCGACUCCGAAAGUGAAGAUUAUAUCAACCCAAAAACACUGCCAAGCGACGUUUCAAAUAAGAAUAACAGUUCUUCGCCAGAGAAAAUGCCGGUUCUGCAAGAGAAAAACUCGAGAAACUCACCUAAAGAGGACGACAAAAAAGAGCUCAAAAUAAAAAUAAAGAAUGAGAAAAAGAUCAAAGAUGAGAAAAAGAUCAAGGAUGAGAAUCGAAUAAAAAAAGAGGGCGAAAAGCGAAGAGUAAAGGAAGAAAAAGAAAACGCACGAAAAAAAGAAGAAAAGAAAAGGGCGAAAGAAGCGAGAGCGCGCGCUCUUCUCGACUCCUCUGAUGAGGAGGAUGCAGACUCUGCAGAGCUUAUUGAGACGCCUUUGAUUGACACUCCACCAGAAGCGAGAGUUCAAAUGUCAAAUACUGAUAGAGAAGGUGAGGACAAAGAGGAUUCGCCAGCAGCUGUACCGGCGGAGAGCCAUGUUCAAGAGGAAAUGCCAGUUCCAAGCAGAAAACGAAAUUUCAUGCCGGCGUAUCGACCAUCAAGCUCCGAGGAAGACGAAAGCACUUCUACGGAUGAAGAAAUUAAAAAAGUUGUAAAAGAAAAAGUAAAGGACGAAAAAGAAGAAGCAGACUACCUCAAUAAGCUAAUUUCGGGAGCUAAAGGCCGUCGAAAAACCGCGAAAUUGGAGACAUCACCGACUUCUGUCAAGCAAGAGAAGAAAUCACCUGUGAAAAGCGAAAAGCCGAAUCUGGAUUUGCAAUCUUCCGAUGAAGAAUCUUUCUUCAAUAAUUCCUCUAGCAUCCCCAAUCAAGAAGAGCAGAACAAUGAUCAACCCAGUCAAGAACCGCCAGAGUCAACAAAUAGCGAUUUGGGGACCAUCAAGGAUCUGCGAAAGAGUCUUCGAGAAAAGUCGCCAGGAAAAUCACAAUCGCCACCAAAGUCGCCUGGAAAUUCAAGCCUCAAUGUUUCGCUCAAUGACUCAGUUAUGGAGCAGAUCUUCAACGAGGCGAGCAAGAAAAAGACACGUGGCAAAAAUCGCUCUGGUGCUUCAUCUCCUGGAUCAGCUAAAAGCGGUCCCUCAGUUUCCAGGCAAUCGUCCAACGAUUCCAUCGCCAAUGAGGAUGGCGAAGGCUCUUCUAGUCGUCCAAAAACAAGAGCUAGGCGGGGAAGAAAGAAGAAAGAUCCUGCGCCAGAGGUUUCAAAGGAUAGGAAGUCCAUCAUGGCUCAACUGAAGAAACUCACUGCCGCCAAGAAGAAAAAGGCUACACCUAAAAGAAAGGGCAGGGGCAAAGCAGCAGCGAAAAAGCAACAGCCGGUUGGGAAGGACCAAAUCAGCGUAUUCAUGCCUAUGUUCGAAGAAUGGGUCAAUAUUGAUGUCACGAAAGAGACCUCUGCUAAGGCGAUAAUGCAAUUCGUCGAAAUGUCGAACCCGGAUUUCAAAGGAAAAGAACUCCGAAUGUAUUUCUUCUCCACCGACGCCACUGAUUAUUUCGAAGAAAAACAAGUGGACAGAAUUUGGCCGGAACACCAAAUGUCCUACAUUGACUUCCAAAUAACUUCGAAUAACAGGCAGGUCAAGAUUCUAGUUUUCGACAAGAAGAAUAGCGCGCAAACAAACGUCAUUAAAGAAGUCCCUGUCGUCGAGAAACUCACCAAGCCAACGAAAAAGCCAAGAGUGGUGGAAUCCUUCCAUAUUGUGUUCCAAAAAGGCGAAGGUCGAGACGAUGUAUUCAAAGCAUAUGGCGAUGAAAACAUGACGAUUGCUGAGCUCUUCGAGAAGACAAAAUGGCCAAAAGAAGGCGUCAAUUUCGAGUUUGAUGGCGAAGAUUGCACCAGCGAUGAUGUCGUAAAAGAGCUGGAUAUGGAAUCUGGAGACAUUAUAGAGAUUAGCUAUCCUCAGGUUCAAGAAGAGGAUGAGCCAGAAGCUGAAGAAGAAGCUGAUGAAGAAGCCGAGGAAGAAGCCGAGGAAGAAGCCGCUGAUGCUGCUGAGGAAGAGGGAAAGCCCGCUCGAGCAAACAGCACAUGCUCAGCUUCAUAA